Messenger RNA from Colletotrichum lupini, 1080 nucleotides. RefSeq lists its product as uncharacterized. The coding region runs from base 1 to 1080 and encodes 359 amino acids. Gene Ontology annotation, molecular function: protein binding. NCBI's taxonomy places the organism in Eukaryota, Fungi, Ascomycota, Sordariomycetes, Glomerellales, Glomerellaceae. The transcript has a single exon. The record is from RefSeq and is a predicted model, not a curated record.
AUGCUCACGAUUCUCUGUUGCGCAUCAAAACCGUUGACUGUGCAGGAGCUAAUCAACGCUUUGGCAAUCGAAAUCGGUGCCACGUCCUUCUUGAACCCAGAUCGGCAAUUGCCAGAUGCAGACUCUCUUCUCGAAAUCUGCCCGGGUUUCACAGAAGUAGCCAUAGAACCUUACACGAGACUGGCUGUCAUUCGAAUUGCCCACUUCUCUGUACAGGAAUAUCUCGAGUCUGAUCGAAUUCUCCUACCGCAUGGAUAUGCUUCUUUCAGUAUACACGAGCGCUGUGGAAAUCUGCUGAUGGCGUCAAUGUGUCUCACUUUGCUGCUAGAAUCUGAAUUACAGACGUUCGGACGUGUAGAGACUGUGGAAAAGUAUCCUUUUGCGGAAUAUGCUGCCAAGGAGUGGGUGAACCACUGGAGGAAGGGCAUUGGGAUUUGCGCCGCAUUAUACGAUAACCACAGCCACUGCAACCUUGAAGUAUCCCACGAUAGUCUCGCUCUACGGCUCCAAGAUCAGAUGCUACUACUUUUCAGAGACAAGAAAGGGGCAAUGAAGAAUUGGUAUAAACUAUGGGACCUCGAUUCUCACGGGGCUGGAGAAGGCGAUGAGAUGCCACCUCCACUUUACUAUGCAUCCCUUAUCGGUGCUCACUUCCUGGUAGAACGCCUCUACGAGGACUGUAGAACACAAUGCAGCCUCAAACAUUCAGCGAGGAGAUGCAUCGAUCAUAUGGGAGGAAAAAAUGGAAGCCAUGCUACACCAUUACAAGCAGCGGCAGCUUUUGGUUAUCGAGACGUGGUAGAAUUCUUGCUUGACAAAGGAGCGGACCCAAACAAGGUUGUGCAGACGCCUACGGCACGUCGCACUCCUUUGAUGACGGCUUCGGCUUAUGGUCAGACAAAAAUCAUGAAGUUACUGUUCAAGCGUAGUGCGGAGGUCAAUGCCGUUUGGUCCUCCGUGUCGCCAAGGAAACCCUUUGGUCGCGGACGAUGGCAGUGGGUUUUCAUUCAUAAAAUUCUCACUGCAUUGAUAGCGGCAUUAAGGUUUGGUCGCAAAGAAGUCGUGAAGUUAUUACUGUAA